This is a messenger RNA of Abrus precatorius (Indian licorice), 2718 nucleotides long. RefSeq names its product glutamate receptor 2.7-like. Bases 1 to 2718 code for a protein of 905 amino acids. The record is from RefSeq and is a predicted model, not a curated record. The transcript is spliced from 5 exons. Gene Ontology annotation, molecular function: ligand-gated monoatomic ion channel activity; signaling receptor activity. Gene Ontology annotation, cellular component: plasma membrane. NCBI's taxonomy places the organism in Eukaryota, Viridiplantae, Streptophyta, Magnoliopsida, Fabales, Fabaceae.
AUGGUGCAUCUUUUUCCCUCAACUUUGAACAGUUCUAUGUCUCCUCCAUUUAUGUUAUUGUUGGUACUAAUGCUUCAGUUGGUGUGGUCAGAAGCUAUUGCUAAUGCCAAUGAUUAUGAAAUAGAAGGAAACCACACAAAGUGCCCAACAUUCAACUCCAAGAUUAUUGUGAACAUUGGAGCCGCCAUAGACUUGAGUUCAAGGGUGGGAAAGGAGCAGAAAACAGCAAUGGAAAUUGCUAUCAAAGAUAUAAAUAGCCAAAGUUGCUAUGAGCUUCUCUUAAACUUCUAUGAUAAUUCUCAAUAUCGCAACCCUUCUCGUAUACUGGCUUCUGAUCUUGCAAACAGCAAACAAGUGCAAGUUAUCAUAGGAACAAAACUUGAUGCUGCAACUUUAUUCGAGGAGAUUCAUGAAACCUCAAAGGAUGUCUCCAUCAUAUCUCUAACCUCAACAGCUAGUCUAGAAAUAACGCCAAUCCCAUUACCACAUUUCAUACAAAUGUGUAACGAUGUUACCCUUCAUCUUCACUGCAUUGCAUCCAUCGUAGAUCACUUCAAUUGGCGAAAGGUGACAGCAAUUUAUGAACACAACAAUGGUUUUGCCUCUUAUUCAGAGAUAUUGACAAGACUCUCUUAUUCUCUCCGCCUUGUUAAUGCUGAAAUUGAUCACCACGUAGCUUUUCCUUCAAUGAACUCUCUUUCAGACCCAAAAGCUAAAAUUGAACAAGAACUUACAAGGCUAAAGAACAAGAGCAAUAGGGUUUUUGUUUUUGUACAAUCUUCCUUAGAGUUUGCUACUUUACUAUUUGAAAAGGCUAAGCAAAUGGGUAUGAUGGGAAAAGGGUCAGUGUGGAUCAUAGCAGAUGAUGUAGCCACCCUUCUUGAUUCAGUGGAUUCUUAUGUCAUCUUCAACAUGCAAGGUGUUGUGGGAUGCAAAACUACCUUCAUGGAAAUGAGUCACACGUUCAAACGGUUCAAAUUCAUGUUCAGAAGAAAGUUUGGAUUGGAAUACCCUGAAGAAGAAUACCCCCAACCAAGUUUCUUUGCUCUUAGGGCUUAUGAUGCUGUUUGGACUAUUGCUCAUGCACUGAAGAAAUCACAAGGAAACUUUACUUUGGAAGAGUUAUCAAAAAAUAUUUUAAACAAUGAUCAUGAGGGUCUUAGUGGGAAGAUAAGCUUCAAAGAGAGAAAAUUAUUGGAAUCACCAACUUUUAAAAUUGUCAAUGUUGUUGGAAAAAGUUACAAAGAGUUAGCAUAUUGGUCACCGGAAUUUGGUUUCACUGAGAACCUUGUUAAGCAUACUGGUUCUGGUAGAGUGCUUUUAGGUUCUGUGAAUUGGCCUGGUGGGUUGGAAACCGUUCCAAAAGGUUGGGUUUACAAUAGUACUGAGGGAAGGCCAUUGAAAAUAGGGGUUCCAGCUAUUGAUCCAUGUCCCCAGUAUGUGAAUGUAAGCCAUGAUCAGAAACUUAAUGAAACUAAAUUCACUGGUUUCUCUAUCAAUGUCUUUGAAACAGUUGUGAAACGCCUGCCUUAUCACCUGCCUUAUGCUUUAGUGCCAUUUUAUGGCUCUUAUGAUCAAAUAGUUGAACAAGUGAACAAUAAGAACCUUGAUGCUGCUGUUGGAGAUAUACAAAUAGUUGACCAUAGAUAUGCAUUUGCGGAAUUUUCUCAGCCAUAUAUUGAUUCUGGUAUCGCCAUGGUAGUAAAAGUAAAGCCAGAUAAAUCCAAUGAAAUCUGGAUGUUCAUGGGCGCUUUCACAAAAGAAAUGUGGUUGUUAAUGGCCGUAUUGCAUUUGUUCAUAGCAUUUGUAAUCUGGUCCAUUGAAGGUGAAUUUAAUGCAGAGCUCAAGAGUUUUGGGGCCAUUCUCUGGUUUUCUGUUACGAUAUUAUUCUUCGCACACAGAGAACCUGUGAAAAGCAACUUGGCCCGAGCUGUGUUAGCACCUUGGUUAUUUGCCAUUCUCAUAGUGACUCAAACCUUUACAGCAAGCCUAUCAUCCAUGUUGACAGUGUCUCAACUUGAACCAUCUGUGCCGGAUAUACAAACACUGCUGAGAACAAAUGCUAUCAUAGGGUGCAAUAAGAACACAUUUUUGGUCCAUUACUUAGUUGAUCAACUAAAAUUCCAGGCUGAGAAUGUGAGAGUAUUUGACUCAAUCUAUGAUUUCCCCAGAGCCUUUGAGAACAAAGAAAUAGUGGCAGCUUUUACAAUUGCCCCUCAUGCUGAAGUCUUCCUUGCUACCUAUUGCAAGGGCUACAUCAAAGCAGGACCCACCUUGAAGCUUGGUGGAUUAGGUUUUGCAUUCCCAAAAGGUUCAAGUCUAGCAAUUGACAUAUCACGGGCAACCCUAAAAGCCAUAGAAAGCGGAGAAGUGCAAAAAUUAGAAGAGAAGAUGCUAUCCACCACCAAUUGUGGAACUACAAACAGCAAAAUACAAAAUGAACAACAAUUGGGUCCUCAACCUUUCUUUGGUCUAUUUGGCAUAUGCGGAUCCAUUGCUAUCUUCGCUUUGUUAGCAACAAUUAUUCGUUUUAUUGAAAGGAACGCAGAGACUUUCAUGAAUUUCAUAUCAUUGCCUCAAAGGGUAAUCAAACUCCUUCUUCAAAAGCAUCUAAACAAACUCAUAAGAAGUUCACCACCUAUCCUAGAUGCAAUUACAGCCCAUAACAAUGAGCAAGGUACAGUGAGCAAUGAGUUACCAACUGUGUUAUCUAAUUGA